Alligator sinensis (Chinese alligator) is the source of this 2889-nucleotide messenger RNA. RefSeq names its product zinc finger B-box domain containing (gene ZBBX). Gene Ontology annotation, biological process: cilium movement. Gene Ontology annotation, cellular component: motile cilium. The record is from RefSeq and is a predicted model, not a curated record. Lineage: Eukaryota; Metazoa; Chordata; Crocodylia; Alligatoridae. The transcript is spliced from 20 exons. Gene Ontology annotation, molecular function: zinc ion binding. The coding region runs from base 194 to 2779 and encodes 861 amino acids.
CGCAGGAGUGGCUCGGCGUCGCUAGGGCCGCCUGCGCGGGGCGGGGGGGCGCUCCACGUGGCCCCCUCCGCGGCCGCGGCGUGUGCAAGCAGCUCGGUGGCUCUGGAGACUCCCGGCAGCUCCUCAGGUUACUAAUCAUAAAGAAUUUCACAAAUCAUUCUGGUUUUUUUGAGAAGAGAUUACCCUGAGAAUCAUGAACAUCAGUGACUUCGUAAUACUCCCAGGUUCAAAAACUGGAACCUCUGUCAAAUUAAAAGCAAAACAUCUCCGAGAACUGCAGUUGGAGAAAGUACAGUUAGAACUACAAAACAAGGAGAUGGAAAAGAAAUUACAGUUACUACAAGCAAACAUGAGCAGAGAAAAAGAAGAAAGGGAACGAUCAAGUGGAUAUCGUUGGAAAUCUGGGCAAGUCGGACCAAUGGGCAUUCAACCACAAAUAUUUUUACAAAAUAAAGAAAAUGGUGUUAAGGUUUCUUCAGGAAAAGUGAAGUUGAAAAUACUCAGAGAACAGAUUCAAGAGCCAGUGAAACUGCCACUUAAACAUAAAAUGUCAAAUGUUGUGGCUACUGAAAAUCCUAAAAUGAAGGGGAAGGUAUGUGGACAAUGUGAGACCAAAAAUGCAUUAUUGGUAUGCUUAGAGUGUGGGGAAGAUUAUUGUGGAAGCUGCUUUGCUAAAAUCCACCAGAAGGGGGCACUGAAGCUCCACAGAAUGAUUCCUUUACAGGCAAAAGCCAAUGCAUCUGUUGGAAAAUUGGAAGUUGUUCAUCGCUUCAUGAAAGAAGUUAAUCCAGAUGAAUCAAAAAUGAAUCAUGAGCAGAAGAAAAAAAGUAGCACAAAUCAGCUCACGUCAGACACAUCUUCAUCUCUGCUAACGUCAACAGUCAGUGCUGUGGAAUUUUCUACCUCAUCAACAUGGACAGGUACUGAGAAUCAGGAUGGUAGGUUAUUACUGCAUGGCACCUUUGAUGAGGAUGAAUCUUCAAAGUCCUUUCAGGAAGCUUUAACUCAGUGGAGGCAUGGAAAUCAUGAACUCAAAAAGAAACAAAACUCUAUCAAAGCUGAAGCAGAAUCCAUGGGAAUUUGUGAGGUACAGACCCAUCUUACACUUUCAAGAGAACCUGUUCAGAUUGAAUUCAAAGAAGACAGCUUGAGCUAUAUGGAAAAACUGUGGCUUAAAAAACACAGAAGAACUCCCAUUGAAAAAGAACCUGGUAUUCAGGUAAAUGGAUUCAGACCUGGGCAGUCAAUGGUAAAUGAAUUUCACAAUGCUCUGGGCAGAGAAGGAAGAAAUGAGGAGGAGGAGGAUUUAAUAGCUGAAGAGAUGAAACAAUAUUGGACAUCUCUUUUUAGAACAGAAGUAUCUGACGCUGUUCCUGAGUUCUCUGAAUCUUCUUUGAAAAUUGAGGUACUUGAUAAUUCUUAUGAGGAUGACUUAGAAGAAUCAACCAACUUUAUGGUGACAGAACUUGGAUCAACUAAAUCGGGGAACAAACAAAGAGCUAUGGGACCUGAACACCAACAGAGUACAGUGUCACGCUUUUCACCAGCCCAAGCUCUUGAUAUAACUAGAAAGUCAUUUGAUCAUGUACCUUCCACAGCUGAUAAAAAAGAUCUUCUAAUACCUCCUUGGGACAGAAAUACUGCACCUUUGGAACAAAUUUCUAAAGUUUCAUCAGGACAGACAUCUACAGCAAGCCAUGCAGGAAUAUAUACUGAGUGCCAUCAUUCUGCUACAGGAGAAAAAGUUCUCAGCAUUCCUCACAAAGGAGAUAUAACUGCAAAGGCAGGCAUUAAAACAAACACUGAUAGAAGAUUUCUUUCCUCUUGUAUGCCACCUGAGAAGUCUUUUGGCCUCCCUAAAUUAGCCAUAAAGACACCUUCCUCCAAGUUGAGAUCACUGAAUGACAGUGCUGAUUCAGCGGAAUUUAAAAGUUUCUCCAACAACCAGAGCAUGGCUUUAACUACGAAGUCCUCAGUGUUGUUACAGGAAGUAGCCCGAAGAGAAAAACCUGUUUCUACCCAGUACCUCGGACUUGAGAAUUUUUUUAGCUUGGGUGCAAAUUCUAAGCAAGUAACAACUGAAUCACUUCCAUCAUUGUGCUCUGAUUCCAGCCCUACAGAUAGCAUUUCAUUUUCAGGAGCUGAACAGUGGGUCAGAAUGCGUAGCUUAAGUGACCAUGCUGAAGAGUCCAUAGUACAGGACAUAUGGCAAAGUGAAUUGAGCAGACCAUCAAGUGGUUUGAGACAACGAAACACACAUGCUAGAACUUUUCUACAGAGAUCAGUGCACAGAUCACCUGUUGUGACUAGUUUCCCGAGACCUUUAUCAGCAAAUAUCCCGCUCUGUGGAAUGAUUAAGAGUCGUCCUAUCCCGUGUUCACGUUCUCAAAUAAGACCAAAAAGUUCAACCAGUCAGCUGCUAUCUACAGUUGUUGCUGAAAUAUCCAAAUUUGAGUUUGAUGAUCGAACUGAACAAAAUGAUCCUCUUUUAGAAGAUAUUGCUGAUCAACAAGCCUUAGCUAGUUUGGAAAAAGAAUUGCAAAGUCAUAUAGAUCCGCAGGAAAAACUUUGCCGCUUAACCUCUGAAGACUUAUCAGCUUCCAGCAGACAUUCAAAGAAGAUAAGUGAAAAUAUUACAGAUUUCCAUAAUAACCUAGAACUGAAAGACCACAGUAGAGUUGAUACUUUAAGUGAUUGUGAUGAAAACUACCCUGAGGAGGAAGAAAUUCUGAGAGACAAGCAACUGGUUCUUGCCCUACAUCGACCAGCAAGUAAAUAACUUUGCUUGACAUAAAAUGAGUAGCAGGCAUAGUCAUCUAGGGCACUGUAAACUUUAACUGUUGAAGACUGCUUUGUAGGUUACUGAUAUGAUUAAAAGGUGUUUGAAAA